AUGAUAACCACAAUUGUGUCCAUAAUUGUCUUAAGCACAAUAGGCAUCGCCAGUGCUAUGCCUACUGUUGUCGACACCAACAGUACUGCCGAAGCUUUCAAUGUGUUGGCAUUUUGGGCGACUACUGGUGACGAAGCGCACACCAGUUUCUACAAUGAAGCCAAUCGAUGGUUUCCACAACAGGCCAGCGCUCACGGCUUCACAUACAGAAGCACAAGCAACUGGGAUGAGCUGACUGCUGAAAAUCUAAAAAAAUAUCAGGUUUUAUUGUUUCUCGAUGACGUUCCCUACUCUGACAGUCAGCACCGGGUGCUACAACAUUAUCUGGAAUCAGGAGCAGGCGGUCUAAUUGCAUUUCAUGCGUCCAUGUAUAACGAUGCCGAUCCGGGAUACACAUUUCAAUGGUUUUACAAUACACUGUUUGGCGCCGGGAGAUAUGUAUCAAAUACGUGGUGGCCAACCAAAGCUAAACUACAUGUGGAUAGUCCUAAUCAUCCGGCAAUGAAAGGACUGCCGCAAAAGUUUGACGCCUGUGUUAACGAGUGGUACCGGUGGCAGCACGACCUGCGCCAGAAUAAGGACAUUGAAAUACUGGCCUCAAUUGAUCCGUCGAGUUUUCCGUUGGGUACCGACCCGUCCCAGACCUGGCACAGUGGCUAUUAUCCGGUUAUUUGGGCCAACAAACAUCAUCGGGCUAUCUAUAUGAAUGUGGGACACAAUCUCAUGGAUUACGGUAAACAUCAAACAAAGUCGUCGACGUUUGCCAGCGAAGAGCAAAACAAGUUUCUAUUUCAGGCCAUGCAUUGGGCGGCCGGUAGGGCUGUCCUCUAA
This is a messenger RNA of Oppia nitens, 831 nucleotides long. RefSeq lists its product as uncharacterized. The record is from RefSeq and is a predicted model, not a curated record. The transcript has a single exon. NCBI's taxonomy places the organism in Eukaryota, Metazoa, Arthropoda, Arachnida, Sarcoptiformes, Oppiidae. Bases 1 to 831 code for a protein of 276 amino acids.